Molecule: messenger RNA, 1286 nt
Organism: Lactuca saligna
Lineage: Eukaryota; Viridiplantae; Streptophyta; Magnoliopsida; Asterales; Asteraceae
Source: the annotation of a GenBank genome assembly
AUGGAUCUCUUGAAGUUUGUCAUGCUGAGCUUGUGUUGCUUCUCACUUUGCACAACAAUGGCGAACGCCAGGAUCUUUGAUGUAACAUCUUAUGGUGCAAUAGGAGAUGGGGAUACAGAUGACUCUGAAGCGUUUCUUCGAACCUGGGAAGAUUUAUGUGGAGAUGAUUCGCCAGAUCCCACCAUGAUCAUACCAACGAAGACCUUUUUGAUAGGACCUGUGUCAUUCCGUGGUCCAUGCAAUUACCAUGUGGUAAAUGUUCAGCUUUUGGGCAACAUCACUGCACCCAAGACAUUCGAUGGAUGGAAAGGUUGUGUAGAAAAAAGAAAUUGGAUAGAUUUCGUAUCAGUGCAUCGACUCAGCAUUCAUGGACCUGGUCAAAUUGAUGGUCAAGGCUCGCUCUGGUGGGGAAAUGAGGUGGCAGCCAAAAUUUGUUAUGUCCCAUCGGCGUUACAUUUUCAUAAGUGUGAUGGCCUUCGGCUGAGUGGCACAACACAUAUUAAUAGCCCAAACCAUCAUAUUGGCAUUAAUGGUUGCAAUAAUGUAAAUGUUGGAAAUCUUCAAAUUUAUGCACCUGAUCACAGCCCAAAUACUGAUGGAAUCGACAUCAGUUCAUCGUCCAUUGUUAACAUCCAUGACUCGAUUAUUCAAACUGGUGAUGAUUGUGUGGCUAUUAAUGGUGGCACCAUUAAUAUCAAUAUAACAAGAGUGAUAUGUGGACCUGGUCAUGGCAUAAGCAUCGGAAGCCUUGGGAAAAAUGGUGAUUAUCAUACAGUGGAACAAGUACGUGUGGAAAAUUGUAAUCUCACAGGAACAACAAAUGGAUUACGAAUCAAAACAGUACCGAAUGGGAGGGGGUAUGCGAAGGGGAUCUUAUUUCAGGACAUUAAUCUCGUAGAUGUUAAAAAUCCAAUUAUAAUUGAUCAACAUUACUGCAGUCAAUCUCUAGAUGCCUUUUGCCCAGCACCGCCAUCAAUGCAAGCAGUAAAAGUGAGUGACGUGACGUAUAUUAAUGUACAUGGGACUUCAUCAAAUAAGCAAGCAAUUACUUUCAAUUGCAGCGGGAGGUUUAAGUGCACUAAAAUCACAACCAACGAAGUUAGAAUCUCUGGAGAAAAUGUUUUUGCUUACUGCAAUAACGCUAAGGGUAAAUUUUUGGCUACAAACCCAAUGGUCAAUUGCGAAUAGAUUGUAGCUUCCCAAAUAAGGGAUGAUAUCCAUGGGUUGUUGCACUAUUUCAUUUCAUAAUUAAAAAAAGAUAAUUACUAUAAUCAACUUAAUUCUAU